Molecule: messenger RNA, 687 nt
Organism: Capronia coronata CBS 617.96
Lineage: Eukaryota; Fungi; Ascomycota; Eurotiomycetes; Chaetothyriales; Herpotrichiellaceae
Product: cytidylate kinase
Exons: 1
Coding region: 1-687 (228 amino acids)
Biological process (GO): CDP biosynthetic process; UDP biosynthetic process; 'de novo' pyrimidine nucleobase biosynthetic process
Cellular component (GO): nucleus; cytoplasm
Molecular function (GO): UMP kinase activity; ATP binding
Source: RefSeq, a predicted model, not a curated record
AUGCCUGCCAUCGAUCUUACGACGGGCACAUCGCCUCUCGUCCAACCAGAGCCGUCUCUUAGUUCUGCCAACACUUUCCCUGUGUUUGACCCUCAAAAGGUCACUGUUGUCUACAUCCUAGGGGGUCCCGGAUCCGGCAAAGGAACGCAGUCUGCUUAUCUGGUUCGAGACUACGGAUUCGUCCACCUGUCGGCAGGAGACCUACUGAGGCAAGAACAAGACACCAAAGACAGCAAAUACGGACAGCUCAUCAAGGACUAUAUCAAGGAUGGGAAGAUCGUCCCGAUGGAGAUCACCGUCAAGCUGCUGGAAAAUGCGAUGCGCGCGAACCUUGACAGCGAUGGAACCGGCAAAUUUUUGAUUGAUGGCUUCCCCCGCAAGAUGGACCAAGCAAUGUUCUUCGAGCAGUCUGUCUGUCCGUCGAGAUGUACGAUAUUCCUCGAUUGUCCAGAGGAUGUCAUGCGUGAGCGGCUACUGGACAGGGGCAAGACAAGUGGAAGAGCAGAUGACAAUGAGGAAAGCAUAAUCAAGAGAUUCAAAACCUUUGUCGAGACAAGCAUGCCUGUGGUGGAUCAUUUUGCGGAGGAAGACAAAGUGGUUAGGGUUCCAGCAGUCGGCACGGUGCAAGGGGUGUAUGAAGGCGUUGUCGAGGGUCUGGCCAAGAAGGGCAUUGCUCCUUCCAAGUGA